Molecule: messenger RNA, 7051 nt
Organism: Lepisosteus oculatus (spotted gar)
Lineage: Eukaryota; Metazoa; Chordata; Actinopteri; Semionotiformes; Lepisosteidae
Source: RefSeq, a predicted model, not a curated record
AAUGCACAAAGAGCUGUCUCGCAGGGCAGGCCUUUAGCUACAUUCCAGAGCCAAAUCCACUGAAUUCGUCCCCGGUCAGGCCGAGCUCGUCCUCCAGCACCACAUCCUGGUCCUGCCGGAAUGAGAAUUAACCCCGAUCGGUAGCGGGAGCUCUUCCGUACGGACCUGCACUGGGUAUCUCCCGGUUCCCCUGGGGGGGGAGGAGGCCAGUCUCUCCAGCACCUAGGCUGGGAUUGGACCAGAGAUGGAAAUCUGCAGGGUGAGGCCGGAGAUGAGGGGCUUUUAGUCAUUGAAGGGGGUUUGAAAAACAAACAGUGCAUGCAGAAUGCCCAACAUCUCAUUACACUCUUGAUGAGAAACACAAGAAAUGGGUUUUUAUUACGGAUUUGAAGAUGGGUUUGCACAAUACCUUUGAACGUUCUCAACAAAAAUGAGUGCCAGUGCUAAAAUAUCUGAGAACUGGCCCCUUUACUAACAGAGCCUUCUGUCCAACUUCUCAGACUCCUGCAGCAUUCAGUCUGACUCAUCUGGUGGGUUUUUUGCAGACAUUUUCACACAAGGAAGGACAUCUAUUUUCUUUGACUCAAGGUUCAGACUAGAGCCACAGUACCGGACCCACACCCAGCAGGGCCCUACUGUACUGCCGGCGUUGUGAUUUAGCAUUUUAAACACAUAAAAGGUUUGGGCCUCAGUUAGGCCAAGCGAGCACCCUACAGUAUCAAUGAGCCCCUAAUUAAUAAAUGCCAAAUGAAUCAAAUGAAGAAUUAUCUUAGUUUCAAUAAUAUUAUUUUUUUAUUUUGCUUAUUUUUUCGUGUGGAUGGCUCUUUUAAAACUUUACUGCCAGAAUGAAGCGUGCACCAGGAAAGACAGGGGUGUGCAGUGAUGUUCUUUUGUUGAAACGUAACUACCGUUGCCUGAGCGCGUGUAGGUGUAAUUAUAAUCAUUAUGCUAAUUUUCAAAUUUUCAGGUGCAUCUAAAAAUACAGCUAUGGUAUUUUUUUUUAAAUCCUCGCCUACGGUAGAUUUUCAUUUUUCCAAUCGACGAAUCACAUUGUAGAUAACAAGAAACAGCUCGUGCUUUAUUUCUGUACCGAGUGGCGUUAACAAUGCAACCAAUCCUUUUAGGCCCCAGAAUUCAUUUGUUGCGUUUUUCGUGUCUCUUCUUACAUACAUUACCAGCUUCAAGGCUUUCACUGCAGUGGAGAACAUGGGGGGCCCGUUCCCCUUCGGAAAAGAGGACCCUGGGGGUCCAAACAUGAGGAACAGUGUCAUACGGGUGUAUUACUGAAAUGUCAUCUCUGAAACUCGGGGGAACUUUUAAAACCAAGAGCAGGAGACACUUCCCUGCCCCAGAGUGUGGUGGGAGUGUGGAACAAGCUCCCCAGCCAUGUGGGUGAAGCCAAUUUCCUGCUUCUUGCAAGAAAUGGCUGAAUGUGAUCAAUUAAAUACCAAACAGGCUCGAUGGGUCGUUCAGAACCAUUCUUAUGUCACUAAUAAACAACCGUGCUAGCUAGAUGAGCUGUGCUCUUGCUGGAAAUCUUUCUGUUCAUCUUUUUCCUCUGCCUGGCAAUAGAUGGUCCCCAUGACAGUAAUUAUUCUCCCUAGGGAGAGGCAGGAAUGUUGCUGUUGUACCUGCCAGCUGAACAAUAAUGACCUGUGUCCCUUCCUCCAACGUCCACAAACUAGAUGAAACCCAGAAAGGUCGCCACCGUUAUCGGCUCAGGUUUGAAAACAUUUCAAAGGUCACGGGCGGGAGGCGGGUUCGAGUCAGGUUUUGACACCAGGCUCCAGCAGAUCUCCGAUUCCGGCGACAACAGCUGCUGUUAUAUUUAGACGCUCGUCCAGGUCGGGAGGAAUGCAUGAGAAAUGGAAGGUCACGGUGGCACUGCUCUGGAAAUGGGCGAGUCACUGGUCACACUGGUACGGGCUGAGGUCACCCUUCCAAAACAGCUCUGAAAGGCCCGAGCUUUCACCACUGCAUCCUGCCUGCGAGAACUUGGGAUCCUGCCAGCGUCGUGUUGAUUCACUCUCUUUGUAUCGCAGACCGGCGCUUUCAGUGACCAUGCCAAGGUAAUCUGCCACCUUUCCCUUUUGACAUUUGACUACUGUAAAUUUGACCAAUUUGCUGUUAACACCCUUUCACGUUACUACUCUUUACUCUGGCUUUACCAGAGUGUACCAGAGUGAACUUUUGUAGGACUUUAUUGUUGGUGUGGUAAUCUUAUAAUACUAGGCCAGCUAAUUUUAAUCCUGUAAACAGCUCUAUCUUUAACUGAACCAUUGAAAACACUGCGCCUGGGCAGGGUGACUUCAGAGCAAAGGGGAGAGAGAGUAGAAGCUCAGGAAAGUGUUAGAUUUACUCUCUCCUACUUGGGAUCACGCGGUGACUGGGUUUACUGGGGCAGAUCAGGGCAGAGGUAUUUUUUGUUUUCCACUACCUGUGGUUUUGCAUUAUUUAAGGUAGACAGGGCGGACAGACUCAUCUAUAAGUGCUGGAACAGAGAGAACCUGGGUGAAUUCGAUAUAUUGGAAAGUAGAGAGAGCUGAAGUCAUCACUCUUUCAAGCAUGCAUUCUUCACAUCUCACAUCUAAACGAUUACUAAUCUAAAAUCCAAGGAGCUUCACAAAUUGCUUUCUCCUUUGAAGGAACAUCCAGCUGUGCAGAGCAUACAGAAAGUUAAGCUGAAAAACAAUAUUUGAAAAAUAGUAUAAAAACAUAAAAAGUAAUAUCACACGCACACCAUCCAGAGAGCUCCCCCCUGUACUUGAUUUUCACAAGCCAGCUCUGCCAGUUCCACCUCCUUCCUGGACAAUGAGAGAUCAGCACUCAGGAUAUUCAUUUACUCAUUAAGAGAGUUUUUCGUGUGAGCAUGGGAGACAUAGGACAAGAUAAUUAUGUUCAAGUUUAAAACAGGUCUUUGGAAAGGUCUUUGGAUCUCUGUGGUCUGAUUGAAAAUUUCCCCCAAAAUACAAAUUCUAUCUCUUUUCCCAGUGUUUGAACACUGCACAGGGUAAACGUGGAAAAAUGCUCAGCAAACUGGGGCUACCCUCAUGCAGGCUGAGCACAGAGUGUUCUGAGAUUGAAACUUCCAGCACAGCACGGCAAUAAAAUAUAUUUUUUGCAGAACUGGCGGUUUUACAUUAGAAGAUGGAAAUACAAUCAUCCCAGAGAACUUUUUUUUAGAUUGUAUUUCAUGUUUGCAAGAAAUCCGAUAAACGCUAAAACUGGGGCAGGGUGCUUUUUAUUUCCUCUGUUUUAUUGAUUGUUUGAAGGGACAAACGAAGGGGAUUGUCUGCGCACUUUCAGUCCCAUGAAACAAGAGUAAAAACAUCAGGGAAGUCUUUCAACCGGAAUGCGAUUAAUCCUGGCAGUCAGCCGGCUGGGAUCGUAAUCACCAGCCAGCCUUUAAUUUUCACCUAAUAACAGCCCACACAACAGCGACCACAUCACAGGGUGGUCUCACCCUCUUGGCUUGCUUUCUCUUUAAAAUCCUCUCUAAAGCCAAGUGCUAUUUGUAGAAGUUAAUUCAUCUAACUCACAAUGUCACACUGAUAACCUAGACAGGUCAUAAAACGUGUAGCUGGCCUCCUCGUCAGUUAGGAAAACAGAUUAAUCAGGAGCACAAUGCAACUUCAGUUUGUAAACCAUUUGCCCUGCAGCUUGUUGGAGCUCCCCACUCAGACUCGGUGCUACGCAGUACACAUUCUGGAGACAGACGAGCUCGCUAAUCCCAACGGUCAUUUUUUUAUUUCUAUUCCUGUAGCUGUGAGCUACCCUGAUACCAAAACAUCAGGGUCACAGGCAUGCAAGUUAAAUUUUACUGAUGACUAACCGGCUUAUUGGCUCUCUGGGUGAGUUCAGAGAGAAGGUGCUCUAAACCCACAGAGCUGAUCUGAUCAUCCCCUGAUACUCCCAACAGGACCGGUAAAAGGGCACUGUAGUAACUUCAGCUCAUCAGAGGGCAUCUGCAUCCCAGAGGAUUCUGGAAACUAAAAGAGCAAACAUGCUACCUCAGGAACAAACAGGAGAGGGAUCCGUCAGGCUCAGCCUUUUUUUUUUCCUUCCUGUGACACUGAUAAACUGAGCUUUGUACCCAUCAAGCAACUCAUUUGCUCUGCAAUGUGGAGGCGUUGAGUCACAGCACCCAACAUGGAUCAGACGCUUAAAAAAAGCCGGAGUCGGUGAAAGAGCUGAUCAUCUCAAAUUAUCCUGCUAAUUUGUCAGCCGCCUAUGGUGCUGUGUGAUUGAAACCUUCUUGGAGAGCAAGCCAUCACGGGGCAAUUUUCCUGCUGAUUUUGUUCUCGUUUCUUCCGCUGCUGGUUGUAGGCGCCACAGUGAUACUAUGCAUCAUGAGUUAUUUUCUGGUACUGAGCAAAACACACGGAGAGACAGUCCUCGCGCAAUAUCAGAGACUGAGGGCUGACAAGCUGCUGUGUGAUAUUGUGCUGGUGGCUGGUGGCACAGAAUUCCCAGCCCACAGGAGUCUUCUCGCUUGCUCCAGCGACUAUUUCAGGUCCCUGUUUAAGGAUUACACGAGAGAAUCCAAAGCCAGCCUGAUAAAACUACAGGUCGUCACUGCCACAGGACUCCAGCACAUCCUGGACUUUAUCUACACCUCCUGGCUCUCGCUUUCUCCUGACACUCUGGAGGACACCUUAGAGGCAGCCAGCUACCUGCAGGUCCUUGAGGCCAUUCAGCUCUGCAGCCAGUACAUGAUCAGCAACCUGACCCUUGAAAACUGCUGCUUCUUUGCCAAUGUUGCAUCCAAGUACGGCAUUGGGGAUGCUUUGUCUGCUGCCAACAGGUACAUCAGCAGCAAGUUCAGGGAGUUACUCCUCUGCAAUGUGGAUUCCGUGGGACUUCUGGAGCUCAACACAGAAUCCCUGAUGGACAUGCUGGACUCAGAGGGAAUGCCAGGAGUAAGAGAGCUCUCACUCCUAGCUCUAGUGCUGGAAUGGUUGAGGAAUAACAAGCUCUCGGCUGUGAAAAGCAAUCUGAUACUGAGCAAGAUCCGGUAUGGGCUUAUUCCUGUAGAGGAGCUUACUAACCUUUAUUCUACGCACGAGUCUCUGCAAACCCCAUUUAUAAAAAGCCUUAUUUUAAAAGCAAUGAACUACCACUCCCUGGGUCACCAGCAGCCACUGAUUCAAAGCACACAGACAACGCUAAGGAGCCAAAGAACCCAUGUCGCUCUAGUUGGAGGAGGGACCCAAAUGGAUGGGCUUGUUAGAGAGGUCUUAGCAUUUGACCCUUACCUAAAGAAAUUCAGAUCCCUCACAGAGCUCAAGGUUAAGGUUCAGAACCACUGCGUUUGUGUAGUUGGGAACUUUCUGUAUGUGCUGGGUGGAGAGGCCAUAGAGAUCAACGAAAACGGAAAAGUAGUGACAACAGUAGUCAAUAACCAGGUUUACCGAUAUGAUCCCCGUUUCAACCGAUGGGCUGAAGCAGCUGGGAUGCUGGAAAGAAGGGCCCAGUUUGCAUGCUGUGCAGUGGAUGGCAGAAUAUUCGCCAUUGGUGGAAGAAGUGGGAUUGAAUCACCACAUUCUUCCAUGGAGGUCUAUGACAUCAAGACAAACACGUGGCAGAAAGCCGAACACCUGCCACAGAAGAUGCAUGGUCACGCCUGCACCGUGUACAGGAACACCAUUUACAUUUCGGGGGGAGUGCACACCAACCAGAGAGAGAGCAGCAGACAGGUGUUCAAGUUCAACAUCCUUGAAAGGCAGUGGAGGCCGUGUGCUGCCAUGUCCAUUGCCCGCUUCAGCCACCAAAUGGCAGCAGUCAAAGACAAGAUUUAUACAUUUUUGGGGAUGUAUGAGCCCUUUUGUGACAUCGAAACAUAUGAUCCAAUAGAAAAUCAGUGGACCAGGUUAAAGCCUCUGCUGAACGACAGGUUCUCCUAUGGAUUGGUGGUGGUUGAGGGCAGCAUUCUGUUGAUAGGUGGGAAAAAGUGGCACAAUGCUCAAGAGGUCUCCACUCCUAGUGUCCUGGAAUACGAUGUGGAUGAAGACAGCUGGACAGAAUUAUGCAGGCUUCCCCGUCCACUAUACGGAUCGCAGUGUGCCCUGCUGCAGCUACCAGACCCCACAGAGCCGUAAAUGACAGGCCACAUCACUGGAACAACUUAUUCGGCUUUCAGCUUCAGUAGAUGAAACACGGGGAAGUAGAAACUGAGCGACUGGAGCAGGAUCGUAGUUCCCUUUCCAGAGGCUAACACUGCUGCAUAGGAAGAAAGGGGAGAAAAUAAAAUGGACGGAAAAAGGAUUUGUGCCAAGUGGAGAAGAAAUUCCAAAGGGCACCGUAGGAAGAGAGAGAAUGAAACACGUGCCGUCAUGGAGGGUCAAGAGAAAGUGCAUGACUGAAGAAUACUAUCCACAAAGAAAGGUCUCUGAGCUUCACUAAUAAGUUUGGCUUAUCAACGAAAGUAAAAAUUCCUCCUAAGCAAUGGCAGUGCUGCUCAUGCCAGUGCCCGUUCACCACUGGGCAGGUUGCAAAGGACCUUUAAAUGUGCAAGACUGGGAACAAACAGCCUCUCCCUCCCCCCACCAUGACCAAAACCUCACAGCCCAAAGUGAACCAACACGCUCUUCGCCUCAGCUGGCUGGGAGACAGGGACUGGGACAGGAAGUCAUUUUCUCCGAGCGCUGAACCGAGGGCUCUGGACUGCCGGGGAGGAAGAACUUCCUCUUCGUCAGAAAAGACGAGUCUGGUUUCUUUUCUUUUUAUUUUUUAACUCGGACUCGCCGCUGAACUUUAGUCAGAAAGCUGGUGCAUGUGAAAAGGUAGCGAAGAGACUGAUCGUGGGAAAGAUAAAACCAUGGAAAAAGAGUGAGGAUUUGGGUGAUCGUGUUCUCCUUGGGUGAUUUCGAGAAGGAAAUUUCGAAUGUAGGGGGCAUGGAGAUGCAGCAAGUAGUGUGUUUUUCUUUUUUUUUAAUUGUAUUGCACACGGAGCUAAUGAACUGUGACUUAAUAUUAAAGUAACUGGUAAGUUGUGGAUCUUUAGGCUUUGAGCAGUGAGGGAAAGUAAAUAAAGGAACACAUCUGUUAACCU